CAGCGUAUAAAAUCUUGGUGGUUGUGUGUUUUCCCCUUUGCCGUUUAUAUACAGAAGCCCCUCCGCGUAUUUGUAACAACCAGUUCAAGUGCUUGAGGCAUAGAUAUCAAUUCGUAACAGAUCGUUCAAUGAGUGAAAGUACAACGUCGCGUGGCUCCGACCAUCACGGUCUUUCAGACACGCUCAAGAAACAGCAGCAGGCGCUGAAGAGGCGUCUUCGCCAGACGCUACACAUCCACGGGCACCCUGCUGAGGCCACAACCAUGGACCGCCAUGGUGAUGUUUCCAGCACCACCAACGGCAGCAACCCACACAUCGUUGACACCACGGGCGUCACCUUCAACAACAACUACACAGAGCAGCCGCCGGCGCAGAUCGACUGCGAACAGCCGUCGUCGUUGAAUUCGAGCAUGAUCUUUGAGAGAUCGGUGAUGCAGCCGAUAUCCAGAACACAGAGCUUUGCCUCCGCCAGAUCGAUACCUCAUCUGACCCAGGAGGCGUUGGUUCCAAGCGUGCUGGACGCCGCAGCUGCUCAGGAUGAUAACGCUGACCACUUCGACCUCAUCUGCGGCCCCUCAGGCCACCCGCUGUGUAAGAGAAGACACUCUGCGGUCUCCAUGGCGGGCUGUCCUUUCCACCAGUCUGAGAACACUCUGACCGUUGUUCUGAGCAACGAGACUGGCGAGGAGAGAGAGGAAGGAGGCGAGGAGGAGCCUGAGGAGAAGGUGAACCACGGUGACGUGGUUCAUGAACAGAGAACGGGGGAAGAAGCGGAGCAGGAGGUUGACUACUCGGAUCAAACCAAGCUGAACUUCUGCUCGUUUGCAGACUUGGUUAGUGACGAGGAAAACACCGUGGACCAUGACCUAUACCAUGACCCAAAGCCCGUCCCAUUGACGAGAAGAAGCUCCGUUGUUGUCAUCCCAGCAACUGCUUUGAAAGAGCACUGUUAGUGGCUCGCUAGCCAUCACUGCUGCCACCACCACUACUACGUUUACCACUGUCAUAUUAUUAUUGGCUUCUUACAUACCAUCGCCAUGGUGGUAUACAUCAUAUAGCAUCGU
Molecule: messenger RNA, 1064 nt
Organism: Williopsis jadinii
Lineage: Eukaryota; Fungi; Ascomycota; Saccharomycetes; Phaffomycetales; Wickerhamomycetaceae
Exons: 1
Coding region: 129-953 (274 amino acids)
Source: RefSeq, a predicted model, not a curated record